GUUGUUCCAUCAGUUUGAACACUCCCAUUCGAAUCUAGCAGAUACAUAGCCUACUUCACUCUCAGACAAUAGUCUUGUCAUUUUAGGAGAGCAACAUCUCGACUGUUAGCUUGUCCGACGUUUCUUUUGCAAACCGCUUUGCUCUGAAGGCAGCCAUGAGAGACCUGAGCAUAUUGUUGUCAUUAUGCAUCGCAAGCCUUUUGGCGCAGCCCACCUGCACCUUACGCUCUCAUCUGAAAAUAAAGGAGCUCGUGGGCUUCGCGUGGAAAAACUGCGGAUCACCUGACGAUCCAGCUGUCAUGAAGACUCUAUCGAUAUCUCCAGACCCAAUCUCUGUCCCAGGAAACUUGAUGGCAAGUGCGAUGGGUACAACAUCCGUUGCGCUCACUGCUCCCGUGUCUUUGAAUGUGACCUUGGAGAAAGAAGUGGCUGGUUUCUGGGUCAAGAUCCCAUGUUUGGAGGAGAUUGGGAGCUGCCAUUACUCCAACGCCUGUGACUUGCUGGACCAGGUGAUCCCUCCUGGACAGGACUGCCCCGAGCCUCUGCACACGUAUGGCCUGCCCUGCCAUUGUCCCUUCAAAGCUGGGGACUACUCUUUGCCUCAGUCGCAGUUCUACUUACCAGACAUUGAACUGCCCUUCUGGCUCACCAAUGGCAACUACAGGGUCCAGGGCGUUAUGGGAGCAGAUGGAAAAGAGCUGGGUUGCCUUAAAGUGAGCUUGUCCAUCCACUCGGCCUGAAACCACAGGUCCUACUGUACGCUGGACUAGCAGUGCCAUUUGCACAAGGAACCAUCACUCGACUCGCACAGUAGCCGUGGCAAUCAUUUCAAUGCACAGUCUGUAAAGGGAGGCUCUAAAUCGGUUCAAUUUUCACACAUGCCAAUUCAGUUUUUCGUUUGGUUUUUUUUUGUGUGUUUUAAAAGUUCUUCUUUUUCUUCUGAUGCAGACUUAAAGAAAUUACCUCUAUUUAAAAAAAGAAAAACAAUUUGUGGAGGAUGAUCAGGAAAGGUGUCAUUUCAUCUCACUCCAGUGUGUCUUACCACUCAGUAUGUCUCGCUUGUGUAUGAUUUUAACAGGGGGUAGGGGUGGCAGAAAACGGCUUGGGCCCCAUACAUGGAUUAAGCCUAGACCUAGAUCAAGAGAGAACUUCAGUGAAAAUCAUUGAAGAGAGAGUUUUUGUCUGGUGGUGCCAAGCUUAAUCCAUCAACAGCAAACAACAAACUGGCCAUGUAUUUGACGAGGAACAUGUGGUCAUGUAAAGUGAUCACAGAUAAAGGGCAAUGUUGUCUGAAUCACUGUUUUUAUCUUUCAGAAAAGCACUUGCUGUAGUAUUUUUUUACUGCUUUGUUUAAUAAACAGUUCAAUUUAAUGUGCUAUAUUAUGUGGGUGUUGCUGAAUACAUUGUAUUUGUCAAUUCACACAGGUUUAGUGCCUAUAAAAGAGCUCCUCAGGGAUCAGGAGGGUCUUCCAUUCAAUUUAAAAUCAGUGUUUUAUAGCUUUCCAAGAGCGGUGUUGUUGAUCAUGUGGAAAGACGAAUAAAGGUGUAAAUUGAUGUUGCAUAUGA
Molecule: messenger RNA, 1566 nt
Organism: Sardina pilchardus (European sardine)
Lineage: Eukaryota; Metazoa; Chordata; Actinopteri; Clupeiformes; Clupeidae
Gene: gm2a
Product: ganglioside GM2 activator
Exons: 4
Coding region: 156-740 (194 amino acids)
Biological process (GO): lipid transport; ganglioside catabolic process
Cellular component (GO): cytoplasmic side of plasma membrane
Molecular function (GO): enzyme activator activity; lipid carrier activity
Source: RefSeq, a predicted model, not a curated record